AUGCACGCGCCGCAGCUUGCGUUCGCCGCGGCUGGACGCGUCGGAUGCGCAGCCAUUGAGCAUGCGCUCACCGUCGUGCGUGCCCUCGCCGCCGUGCGUGCCCUCGCCGUCGUACGUGCACUCGCCGUCGUGCGUGCCCUCGCCGUCGUGCGUGCACUCGCCGCCGUGCGUGCACUCGCCGCCGGACGUGACAGGCCUGCACUCGGCGGGCUUGCCUCCGGCGAGCCUGCACUCGUUGUGCGCACUCGUCGGGGUUGGGCAGAUUGGGGGCGCAUCCGGUGGCCGUCGUGCGUAUGCUGGUCGGGCUGGUGUCCGUCAGGCGGGUCGUGGCCGUCGAGCCCUCGCAGGUCGUACCUGAGCGCGUCGGGCUCUCGUCUGACGCGCCCGUACGGCGGGCUACUGCUCGACGUGCUUGCGCGCGUCGUCGUGGGCUCGUCGCGAUCGCUCGUCCGUGUGCGUCGAGCCGCGGUCGUCGGACGUGCUCGUCGAGCUCUUGCGAGUCGUACCUGUGCGCGGCGGGCUCUAGCCUGCUGCGCCCGUACGGCGGGCUGCUGCUCAGCGAGCUUGGGCGGGUCCUGGGCACGUCGCGAUCGUUCGGGGCGGGCGUUGCACACCGUACCUGAGCGCGUUGGGCGGGUCGUCGCUUGGGCUCGUUGCGAUGGCUCACGGGGGGCUCAGCCCGUGCGGCGGGCGUAUGCGCGUCGCGUCGGGCUCUCGCCUGAUGCGCCCGUACGGCGGGCUGCUGCUCCGCGUGCUUGCGCGCGUCGGGCGGGUCGGCAUGGGCUGGGGUUCGUCAAGCUCGUGCGCGUCGAGCCCACGCUCGUCGAGCCCCUGCCCGUAGCGGUGUGGCUGGGCUGGUGGGGCAGACAGCCGUCCGUGCUGCCGUCCCUGCUACUACCCCUUUCCUUCCCUUGCCGCUGCACUUCCCUCCCCGUGGGCGCCCGACGCGCGAUCUUCACAUGCACGUCCGAGCAGCGAAGAAGGGACGCGAUUGCGCAUCCCAUGGGCCACGUUCUGAGCCCGUCGCUUGACGACGGGCUCGUGUGGCGGGUGGUUGAGGGCCGGGUGGUCGUACGACGGCGCGAGGGCGGCGGCACAAUGGGGGUGGGCAGUGGUGGGUGGCGGCUCGCCGUCGCACUUCCCGCGUCGCCUCGAUCGCUGGGAGGCGGGGUUUCUCGGGUGCGGGGCCAUGGCAUGACGACGGGGCCGCGUUGGGCAUUGGUGAGGUCACGGGACAGACGCCAGAGGGGGCACGCGGUGGGCGAUGAACGGCGGGCGGUGGGGGCUGCGUACCUUGCUCGCGGCUCCAACCACCAUGCUCCCCUCCAUGCGCCCCUCCGAGGCUCCAGCGACGCACUUAGUGCAUCGCUGGAGCAUGUCGAUCGCCGGUUGACGGGCGACGUUCGAACGCGCGGCCGGCCGACCGACGACGACGCAUUUGCGCGUCGUGCUUGCCACGUCACGAGGCGGUCGCCAGUCGACGCGCUCGCGGGGCGUGUUGUAGAGGUGGGAGCGGCGGCUGCUGAGCGCGCGGGAGUGGCGGGCAAGAGUGCGGCGGCGCGGCGGUGGAGAGGGAGGGUAGGAGGAGGAGUGAACUUGGCAGAAGGCGACGCGCGUUCGGGGUUGAGCGCCCGCCCGGCAAGUGCCGACGCGCGCGCUCAGCGCCAGCGCGAUUAUUCCUCGACCUUUCGCCCACCUCUCGCGCGCCGUUUUUGCACGCGUUCUCUGCUUUCUUCGGGCGUUUGGUGCUUAAAAAAUUGCUGCUUCGAUUCCAGCCGGUACAGCAUGGCUAGUACUGCUAACCCGGUACCAUCAAACCCUAAGCCUACGGGUGAUCAGCCUACGGAUAAUCAGCCUACAAAUGUCCCAACUGACACGUCGUUUCGAGUACAACCUCGACAUAAGCGUGCCGUUCUGGACAAGUCGGGCCAGCCUUUGGCUGUCAACAUAGGUGAGGAUGACAUUUGGCAAGGAGCAUUCGACAACAAUGGAUCUCCGCUUGCUGCAGGGGCGUCGUUACCGGAGGAGGACGGGUCACCGGGUUUGAUAACAACCCAGCGGGCUGUUCCGCAGGCUGGAUCUGUUGGUCCACCACGAGUGUCCAAGCGUCCACGGACUUCGACACCGCCGCCCGACGCUUCAAUGGUGCCGCCCGACGCUUCGACGCUGCCGCCCGACGCAUUGACGCAGCCGCCUGGCCCUUCGACGCCACUGCCCGACCCUGCGCCAAGAGCAUCGAAGCGUACACGACGUGCAACACCUGAGUGGACUCCGACGCCUGCUCCCACGCCUGUUCCGACGCCUGCUCCCACGCCUGUUCCGACGCCUGUUCCGACGCCUGCUCCGACGCCUCAACUGGAACGUGCACCGUUUCCAGCAGCGGUGAUGCGGCGAGAGCGGUCUGUCACGCUCAUGUUGCACCAGCCGGAAGAAUUCAGUCGUGAAAGACUGAGAAAGAAGGGUCGUUUUAAUAAGAAUGCUGAGGCUCAUGCUCGAGACCAUACGGCGGGGAUGGCUGCUGCAGCUGAGUCUAACAAGGCUGGGUCGUCCCUAGCCGAUCUCGAAGCACGCCGCAAAGUCCAUGUCCACAAUGCGGUGCCUCAUGCGAUCUCAAGUCAGGCUUCGACUGUGCUCUCAUGGACUACUGAAGGGCCUACAACUGAAAAGUGUGAGGCUGUUCAGUGCCAUUGUUCGAGGAGAACGUUUGAUGCCAACGACGUCGUUGUUGUGCGUCCCCGCCCGGGAAUCAGGCGGAAAGAUGGGUCUGUCCCAGAGAAAAAGACCUUUACUCACUGGGAAUGCCUGACUAUGGGAGCACGCAAGCACUAUCAGAAGACUGAGGGUGGCGGAGUCGUUAUCGACAAGGAUCGACUCACACUUGACCGCAGCCUGACCGGUUGGCAGAUCACGAAGAUUGAGAAGAGCAUCCGGCUGAUGCGCGAGACGACUCGAGAGAAAGGACCGGCGCGGACUGAUGAAGAGAAACGGAAGGCACGCGCAGCAAAGAAGCAUAGGCGCAAGGUUGAGAAGGAGGCUCAGAAGAAGGUGAAGCGUGCAGAUCGUGCUGCUUUGAAGGCUGCAGAUAAGGGGAAGGACCACGAGAGAAUGCACAAGAUCAUGAGAAGGGAACAGCCUUCAGACAACAAAAAGACAGCACCGUGGCACCCGCAGACAUCGUGGCCACACUCUGACGGCAGCGCAGAACUCGCAGACGACGGCGCGCACCUUUCGUUCCACGACGGCGCGCACCUCGCAGACGACGGUGCAGGCCGCGCAGAUGACGGCGGGGGCUCACAGGCGACAGCGCCGGGCCACGCAGACGGCGACGCGAGCCACGAAGACGGCGGCGCAGGCCUCGCAGAAGGCGGCGCAGGCCUCGCAGACGGCGGCGCGGGGCUCGUGCGGGACGCGGGGAGGGCUGGACAGGCGAGAGGGAGGACUCGCUCCCCAGCCGUCGUCGCAGCGGACGGACAGCCGGGGCUUGUUCGCGUCCAGCGGAGGCUUGGCGCGGGCGCGCUUGGCGCGUUCGUGCGCGCUGGGUUCGUGCACGGCAGGGAGUCCGCGUGGAGCCCGUCCGCUCUGCGCUCAGCACGGGCGGGGGGUCUCACAGCGGCGGGCGGGGCGUGCGCGGCGCAUUCGCGCGGAUCGAGCGUGCCCCCCAGGGCUGGGGCUCGCGUUCUUGCGAUUCGCGUUCACCGGCCUGACGUUGGCGGGGGGAGCGAUCGUCAGGUGUGCGCUCCCCUGGCUGGUGUUCGUCGCGCCCUCGCCCUUCGCGGCGUAGCGGGGCUCGUGGGGCGGCGACGCACUUGUUGUGUCGCUAGAGCCGUUCGUGGCCACCCGACGCGCGAUCUUCGGACGCGCGGCUGGGAAACCGACGGGGACGCGAUAGGGCGUCCCGGGUGUAACGUCCGGAGCCGUCUCGUGACGACGGGCACGUGGGGAGGGCGGUUGAGGGCGCGCUGGGUGUACGAGGGCGGGAGGACGGAGGGGGGGGGGAUAAUGAGAGACGGCGGCGGCGACUCGCGCUCGCCGCCUCGCGUGGCCCCUCUUUUGCCGAUGCGCCCGGGUGUGCUCUUGCGCACGGCGUGGCGCGUCUUCGACAGGGUCCGGGGUGACGCGCGAGGUGACAGGAGGGCGAGGAGGGCUGGUGGAGAGGGCCGCGUUGUCGAGGUGGGACCUGUCGCGCGAGAGUGCGCGGGAGGUGCGAUGAAGAGGGUGAGGGUGGGAGGGACGGUGGGCAGCGGGGAUCGAGCUUGCGUGUCGCCACUGGCGCAGCCCGUGACGUGGGCAGGCGACGAACGGGCAGAAGGGGAGACAGACUGCGUGGGGAUGGGAGGGGUGAGGCCGGCGAGGUGGUGCGCUGGGUGGCGGCAGCCAGAGGUCGGCGGCGUGAACGCUCUGGCGCGUCGCGGCUGCCACGUCACUGCCCGUUUCGUGCAAACGGGUGCGUGCGGCGCGUUGCGCGCGUCGGGUGAGUCGUCAGGGGCUGCGAGGGAGACGAGGGCGUGGGCGGUGUCUGGCAAGAUCGGCGGCGGUGGGCAUGCAACGGAAGGGCGAGAGAGGCGGAGGGAUGGGUGUGGCGACGAAGUGGAGGUUGGCGGGCUGUGGCUGAGCCCGGUGGCUGGGUGGCUGAACGUGGCUGAGCUUGCGGGGCGGGGCUCGGGCUUACCCCCGCGAGCGUGUCCACAGGCCCGCUCGCCCGGUGUUUGCGUGUCCAUGCUCGUCGAGCUUUUGCUCGCCACACCUGGGAGCAUCGGGCUGUCGCUCGCUGCACCCGUGUGGUGGGCUGUUGCUCGGCGUCGCGCUGUUGUUGUGUGGCCGCCAUCGCCUCGUGGGGCGGGCAUCGGGCGCACGCGGGUGCACUGCGCUGCAUGUGUUCGACGGCGGGGCGAACUGCUGCGCGGCUCGUCGUACGCCGGGCGUGGGCUUGUGCUCGUCGCGUGUGCAGUCGGCGGGCUUGCUGUCGUUGCGUUAGCGCUCGAAGCGCGCUUGUGUUCGUCGAGCCCCUGCUUGUCGCGGUGUGCCUGGGCUGAUAAGGGCGGGUGGCUGCUCAUCGAGCCUGUCAGCGCGUCGUGUUCGCGACGGUCUUGUUACGUCACUGGAGCCCUUUGCGAACACUCGCCGCGCGGUCUUCGCACGCGCGUCUGGACGCUCCAGCGCCGCUCUUGGCGCGUCGCUGGAGCUUCGCUUGGUCGCGUGUCGCGCGAUCGUGAGGACUGCGGCAGGCCCCGGGCGUCGCUGGAGCCGUCCGUGGUCGCGCGCAACCUGGGCGCUGUUGCUCGGCGCGUCGCGCGGCCCGUCUUGACGAUGGGCUCGCGGGGUGUAUGCCUGACAUGCGGUGGACGGUGCGAGGCGGGGGUUCGGGGAGAAGAGGAGCGGCGGGGUAGGGAUGGUGGGGACAGGAGGGACAGCGGCGGCGUCUGGGCGCUGACGGGACCAGUCGCGCCGAUGCUGAGGGCGCGGGCGAUGUUGUGGGGCUUGAGGGGCGGCGUUGGUGCGACGGCAGGUUGGGGGUGGCCGCGUCCUGCGGCGGACCUCUCCUGCGCCAGUGCACAUCCUACAAGUCCAGCGACGGCCUUGGCGCGUUGCUGGAGUCGUCCCUGGCUGCCCGAGGCGCGAUCCCGAGGGUCGGCGCGGUCCGUCGACGCGGCUCUUGCGCGUCGCGAGUGCCACGUCACGGCCCGUUUCUUGCGAACGGGCCGGGUGCGAGCAAAGCGAGGGGGAGAGGGGAAGGCGAGGGGAGGACGAGGAGCUGGGCGGCCGAGCGUGUCGCGACGCGCGGCCCAUCACGUGCCAACGCGCACGCGCGUGCGCUCGGUGACUGCGCGGGCGAUCUUGUGGAGCGUCGAGGGCGGCGGGCGUGCGACGGAUACGCGAGAGGGUCGGCGGGCUGGGUGGCUGAGAGCGAGAGGUCGGCGGGCUGGAUGGCUGAACCCGGCGGGCUGGGUGGCUGCAGCCACAAGUCCGCGGGCUGGCGCUUGGACGCUCGCGCGUGUCACGACUUACCGCAUUCGCAAACCGGAGUUCGUCGAGGACAGCUGCAGUGAGGGAUGGGUAAUCCUUCUGCGGGACGUCCUUGUGGAAGUGGUACCAGUGCCACUCGUUCUUCUCGUCCUGCCGUGGGCGGAUCCCAAGGGGAGAGGGCAGUCCGUAGAUACUGGGUUCGAUUUGGCGAAGGUCCGAGGUAUCCACCUUGGCGAAACUAUCGACCUAUCGUCGAGCGGCGUUGUUCACCCUAAGCAAUUGGAUAGCGGAAUGACGUUCGAGGUCUUGAGAUGGGAUAGCUACACCAGAGGAAUGGUGGCAGAGGGCACGUUCGACCUAAUGUUACGCGACGGAUCCGUUGUGGCGUUCGAGAGGACGAGCCGUGCUGGCUUCCUCAAAGGCUCCUGGUCGGGGAAGUGGGCAAGCGAAGGAGAUAGGAUUCAAGAGUUAACCAGGUCGAACGUGAAGUUCGACCGCUACUGUACAACGAGUUUAAAUACAAGAGACAAUGCGAUCAACGCGGAGAGAUACAUCAUCAAGGGUGCACAGAACAUGCAAACAAUCAGGCUAGGAUUACCCGCAUUUAUGAAUGACUUAAAACUCACGUCCUCCAUUGGGACGGCUAUGUUCACCCUCUUUCAAGAAAAGUGCGCCAUUGGGGCACUCUCACACAGGCCGCCCGUUGAUUUAUGUGCCUUUGGUGCAUUUGUGCACGAGCUGCCCAUUGGUUUACUUCAUCCCAACUCGGACGCGCAAAGAGUGCGCCGAUGGUGCACUUGUGCGCAGAUCCCACUUGCAGUCGACUGUUCCACUCACUCGUUCAAAAAUGCGCCAUUGGUGCACUUAUGCACGAGAACGGCAACGCGCUCGAGCGGGGUGCCUGCGCGCCCAGGGUGUCCGCCUACCGUGUUCGGCUGGGUCAAUCAUCGAACGCGCGACAGAUCGCCACGCGUACCGCUGAUUGACCCAGCUCGCCCACUGGAAGGCUUCCACCCUUUUGUGAGCCCGCAGAUCGUCGAUCACCUAAGGUUUUCUGUGGGCAAAUGUGCGUCAUUGGCGCACGCGCGCGUGCUUGUCGGCUGCACACUGGCCGCCCACCGCGGCAUGCCCCGUUGGUGCACAUGGGCGAGCGCUGAGGCCAUGCGCUGGAGUGCGCCAAUGACGCACCCCGGCGCGGCCAAGUCAUGUGCAUUGGAGGGUUUCCCCGCAUCCUUUCUCAACCCAGAGGCUUUCGCUCACAUCCCUGAUAUGCUCAUUGGUGAAGCUCUUCAUGAUACCACUGAGCAGAAGCAAGCUGCCAAAGGCCCAAGAGGCAAACACAUGGCCUGUAUUAUAGGUCAUUGGCGCCAAUCAUCUCCUAAGAUCACCAAGACCAGGUGGCACAGAAACAAUGAACAGAAGGUUCAGGCUGUUUUGUGUGAUCCUUUGUUCAAACUUCUAAAUCAGUUCAUUGAAAGCACAGUAGAGGCUGUCUUUCCAGCUGUUUAUCAAAGGUUCAAAAAGUCUGCAGAGUGGCAUGCAUUGCACACUGGCUUAUCCCCACUCUUUGGUGGUUUCUGGGACUUCUGUCUCAAUGGAAGCUUUCCCAAUGAGCCCCGUGUUCAUUGCAUGCCUCAUACAGAUGCUAAGAAUCCUGUUGGGAUAUCCAAGUUCAAUUCAAAGCACCGCUCCUGGCUUGUGGUAUGGGAAGCUGGGAUUGUUGUUGAGCUGCCCCCCUGGACCCCUGUCAUAUAUCCUUCCUCCCUCUUUCUGCAUUUCAAUAUUGAUAUCCAUGAUCUCAAGUUUGUACACACUGAUGGUAGUGUGCCUACAAGGGAGAACUGUGAGACAAUGGAAGGAGAUGAAUGUGGUCGUGGAUCAAUGGUCUGGUUCAACAUGGCUACCAUGCUUCAAACAUUGGAGACAGGACAUAUGACAUUGAAGGAAGCAGCAAAGGCUGGAGCUACCACUACAUUUGACUACAACAAAGAGUACCCAAUGUUUAUGAGCAGUGAGAGUGGUUUCUGUACUCAGAGCUUAGGACAAAACCCCCAACGUUCCUCAUCAAGGUGUUUAGGGGCGACACAUGGCGGACACACGGCGUACAUGGUACAGUUGGUCAUCAUCAAUGACACAGAAGCAACUGACACAUACAAAGUCAUUCAACUGCAUGAGGUCACUGUCCUGAUGAUUCAUGUGAGCGCUGGCAGGCCACAGCAGCCAGCCAGCCUGACAGAGCCCAAAUAUGACAGGAAGAUCAAGCAAGAUCAAGGGAAAAUCAUUUUCUGA
This is a messenger RNA of Rhodofomes roseus, 8253 nucleotides long. RefSeq lists its product as uncharacterized. The coding region runs from base 1 to 8253 and encodes 2750 amino acids. The transcript has 43 exons. NCBI's taxonomy places the organism in Eukaryota, Fungi, Basidiomycota, Agaricomycetes, Polyporales, Fomitopsidaceae. The record is from RefSeq and is a predicted model, not a curated record.